Messenger RNA from Polyodon spathula (Mississippi paddlefish), 3099 nucleotides. Its product is annotated as protein Wnt-3a-like. Gene Ontology annotation, biological process: cell fate commitment; canonical Wnt signaling pathway; multicellular organism development. Gene Ontology annotation, cellular component: extracellular region. Lineage: Eukaryota; Metazoa; Chordata; Actinopteri; Acipenseriformes; Polyodontidae. Gene Ontology annotation, molecular function: cytokine activity; frizzled binding. The coding region runs from base 187 to 1242 and encodes 351 amino acids. The transcript has 4 exons. The record is from RefSeq and is a predicted model, not a curated record.
GCUGAUUGGGUCCCCAAAGUGAGCUGCUUACAACUUUUAAUAUUUGACUCCUGUGUACUGUCUUGGUUGGUUGUAAAGAGUCGUCUCACUGAACCUGCUCCAGACGCAAGAAAAUACUUGAUCUGUGUGCUUUUUCUAUUGCACACUCUUUUUUGGUGUGUUUGUGCAAGUAAAACUUUUUUGAGGAUGAUCUACUUUGGAUGUUUCCUGUUACUCUGUGGGCUGACACAAGUCAUGGCAAGUUAUCCGAUCUGGUGGUCACUAGCUGUAGGCCAUCAGUACACUUCCCUGGGAACCCAGCCCAUCCUGUGUGGCAGCAUCCCUGGUCUGGUGCCCAAGCAGCUACGCUUCUGCCGGAACUAUGUGGAGAUCAUGCCCAGUGUGGCAGAAGGGGUUAAAAUUGGGAUACAGGAGUGCCAGCACCAGUUUCGGGGCAGGAGGUGGAACUGCACGACGAUUAACGAUCUGGCUAUCUUUGGACCGGUGCUUGAUAAAGCCACCAGAGAGUCAUCCUUUGUCCACGCGAUUGCUUCAGCAGGAGUGGCCUUCGCAGUGACACGGUCAUGUGCAGAGGGAUCUGCUACCAUCUGCGGCUGUGACACCCGACACAAGGGCCCCCCAGGGGAGGGCUGGAAAUGGGGUGGCUGCAGUGAGGAUGCCGAGUUUGGGAGCAUGGUUUCCCGGGAGUUUGCCGAUGCAAGGGAGAACAGGCCUGACGCCCGCUCCGCCAUGAAUCGACACAACAAUGAGGCUGGACGCAUGUCAAUUAUCGACCAUAUGCACCUGAAGUGUAAGUGUCAUGGCUUGUCGGGUAGCUGUGAGGUGAAGACAUGCUGGUGGUCACAGCCAGACUUCCGAGUCAUUGGGGACUACCUAAAGGACAAGUAUGACAGCUCCUCAGAGAUGGUGGUGGAGAAGCAUCGGGAAUCCAGGGGCUGGGUGGAGACACUCAGGCCCAAGUUUGCCUUCUUCAAGCCCCCAAUGGAGCGGGAUCUGGUUUACUACGAGAGCUCCCCAAAUUUCUGCGAACCUAACCCAGAGACAGGGUCUUUCGGCACCAGGGACAGGAUCUGUAAUGUAACCUCCCAUGGAAUCGAUGGAUGUGACCUUCUGUGUUGCGGUCGUGGGCACAAUACGAGGACUGAGAAACGAAAAGAGAAGUGCCACUGCAUCUUCCACUGGUGCUGUUACGUGAGCUGUCAAGAGUGUUUACGUGUUUAUGACGUCCAUACCUGCAAAUAGGGUACACAAGAACAGUUUCUACCCCUACCCUUUCCUUCUCAAAAAUAACACAAAGAUGCAAGUCUGAGACUGGGGUGUUUACAGAUGCCUGUGUGAAAACUGGGUAAACUUUUGGUCAAAAAGAAGUUGUGAGAUCAUGGGAAGAAGCUCUAUUUCUUCAAUGCAAGCAAGUGCAUACAAAAAGGAUAUAUGUGUAUGAUGUCAAUCCAAGGAACCUUUAAGCAUAGAUGAUGGCUCUUCCUCAAAGGUUUUGGAAGUUUGAUUCAUGAAUUGGUAUUAAUCCUCAAAUGCUCUUAAUUAAAGCCCAGUUGAUAUCACACUUGCAAGGAAGAUGGACAUACGCCAUCAACACAAGGGGUAUUAUUUUCAUGACCAUGCUGACUGUUUUUCUUGCAGGAACCUAGUGAUUCCAACUUGACGAUUUUGACCGGACUGUUCAUGAGAGUACAGCAUUAUGCUGCCGGGAUCUCUUAAAUAAAAUAUAAGUCUAAGUCCCUUAGUGCUGUAGGACAUAAUGUAUCAUAGUGGAUACAGUUCUUGUUUUAUUCAAGAUGGCAACAAACACAUUGUUCCUGACACAGUACUCUUGAAAAGUCUGCAAUGGACCCAUGCUAUCUUUUGGCAUGUAGCUGUAGCAGUCUAUGUAAUCAUAGCCAAUCAUGGAGAGAGGCUUCUUGUAUUAGUCCUGUUCAAGUUCAUUCAUCUAGUAAUAGAGCUGAGCAAUGUAGUCAAAAGAUUGUUUUGAAAUUAUUCCAAAUGUUUUUAUAUUAAAAUGAGUUGACUUUUCUCGAGCAGAUUCAUAAAGCUAAUUUUACAAAGCUCUUUUGAUAUAAAGCAUAGCGUUAACCAACUGCACACAUGUGGGUGAGGUUGCACUUUUGCCUGAGAGAAUAUACUGUAUGAAAGGAUAAUGUUUGUUAAAUGUUUGGCUAAUCUAACGAAGUAGCUGUCUCCCUUUAUACCUUUCCACAGAUUAAAUCUUGUUUUAUUUACUUGUGAAACAGUGUUAGUAGUGAUGCACUUGUGCUUGAGCAUGUCAUAAUUACAAUGGUAAACCAAUGCAUAAGAACAUGUACUAUACGCUCACCUCAACCUUUUGCCAUUUUAAAUUGUUACACUAAUUCCGGCAUGGUAAACAGAAGGGAUAUACAGUACAACCUAAGUAUUGUAAUAGAAAUACGAUUCCCACUUACUAUAUCUGUGAAAUUCACAAGUGAGCCUGUAUUUAGCACUUUCCUGUUGUAAAUCUGAGAUGCUCAACCACAAACCCAGAUUGAAUCAUGCCUACAAUAUACGUCAAGAACUACUAAACUUUAACUUAAGUAUUGCAACACAAGUAUAUGCUAUAGUGUAUAAUGAUUAUGUAACAGCAAAGUUCCCCCAGAUGUUUUUGAAGGCUGUUACUUUGUAAAAGAGAAACAAAAUCUGAAUCAUCUCAAGUUUAUCAAAUUGUGAAAUGGGAUUAUUAUAGGCUGCUGCUGGACUGCAUCAAAUGUUACAGUUAAGGAAUUAAAGAGUUAUAAGCAGACCUACCCAUCCAAGUCUCCUUCAACUUAUGCUAUAGCACAGGAUAGGGGACACUGGGGAUUUGACUUAGUAGUGCAUUAUAACAGAGCUGGAAUAAUAAUUAUUUAAGAAAACAAUCACAAAAAAUGGUAAAAAGAAGAAAUCCCAUUUUAAUGUAAUGCCACCCACACCAUGGUAAUGUACUUUAAAAUGCUGUUUCUUGCCCCAUACAUUAAUUAGAUGCAAAGGUUCACAACCAUGCUUGCUAGAAAAACAGUGAGGCACCUUCGAGUGCCUCCAGAGGCAAUUGACCUAUCAGAAAUUUGACCCCCUCCCUCUUUGAAUGCUGCU